UCACCGUGAAACAAAUAAUGGACACAUGGACGUUGCAAGCCGGUUAUCCCGUAUUGAAAGUUGUCCGUGAUUAUUCCACAGAUACGGUUACUUUGUCGCAGGAACGGUUUCUGACGAUCAAAUCAAACGGUACCGAAAAUAAAACCUGUUGGUGGAUACCAAUCACUAUGACUACUUCUAAGGAAGCUGACUUUAACCAAACAAAAGCUGAUACGUGGUUGAAUUGCGAACACAACAACCUCAUCACGCCAYUGCCUAAAGACAGCGAGUGGGUCAUCUGUAACAUGCAGAUGGCUGGUUUAUUCAGAGUCUUAUACGAUACACAAAACUGGAUGGGUAUCGUUUCUACGUUGAACGAUACRAGCAAAUACAAAACUAUACACAAGUUAAACCGAGUACAGCUGAUCGACGAUUUAUUUGACUUUUCAAAAGUUGGUGAUGUUGACUAUGAAAUCACGUUUAAACUUUUGAAAUAUCUUAAACAUGAAGACGAAUAUUUACCAUGGAGUGUUGCAUUAUCGGGUUGGCUUUGGAUAUAUAGAUUAAUGAUAAGGACUCAAAACCAAGAAAUAUUCAAAAACUAUAUGCAACGUAUGAUGUCGYCUGUGUAUGACAAAUUCCAUGACAUGGAGGUUGAACUUGACGGUUUUGAAGAAAUACAAUUUAAAAAUCUCGUGACUUCGCAUGCCUGUUAUUACGAAMUAAAGGACUGUACCGAACAAGCUCUGAAUUUGUUUAGAAAAUGGAUGAAAAUUACGGAUCCAGAUAAUAAUAAUACAUUGCCCAGAGAACUGAAAUCAGUUAUUUACUGUCAAGCGAUGAAAUAYGGAGGUGAAGACGAAUGRAACUUUUUAUGGGAACGUUAUCAGCGUUCCAAUUUGAAGCCUGAAAAAUCUAAAAUAYUGUUAGGAUUAGGAUGUAGUUCAGAAACAUGGUUACUAAACAGAUAUUUGAAUUGGUCACUUGAUAAUUCAACUAUUMGCRAGSAAGACGCUGMCACAGUGUUCAAUGCCAUAGCGAGCAAUGACAUUGGAUUUUCUAUGGCAAAAGACUUUGUGUAUCAUAAUAUUUCAACUAUAUAUGAAUACUACCAGCCUUCAGGCGAUGGUGUGGGUAGAUACAUAACCAUUAUAGGGUUUAAAAUGAAAACUAAAGAAGAAUUAGAUGAGAUCCAAUCAUUUAUUAAUAAAUCGGCACGUUAUUUAAAAGGAGCUGAUUUGGCUAUCAACCAGACAAUAGAGGCUAUUAAGAUGAAAAUUGAAUGGACUUCAAAGUAUUAUGAUAAAAUUGUAAAUUACAUAGUACAAUAAUUAUUAACAAUGUUACGAACGGACUUAAAUACAGACGCUUCGAUUAAAAUUGUUACACAAUAUAAUAUCCAUAAACAAGGUUAAUAGAAAUAAUAAAUAUUAAACAUUUUUAGCUAAGUAUAUAUUGUUUCUUCAUAAUAUGACGUAGUUACCUACUACUUUUUCCUGAGUUGUAUCACAAGCUGAAAGUUUCAGAUCAAAAUAAUUUAUUUAUAUCUGAAGUAAACUAAACUCAUCAUAUUUAAACGUCAUCAAAUAUAUUCAUUUAUUUUUCACAAGUAACAUAAUUCUAUGUWCAUAUUACUAUGAAG
Messenger RNA from Diuraphis noxia (Russian wheat aphid), 1621 nucleotides. Its product is annotated as aminopeptidase N-like. Gene Ontology annotation, biological process: proteolysis; peptide catabolic process. NCBI's taxonomy places the organism in Eukaryota, Metazoa, Arthropoda, Insecta, Hemiptera, Aphididae. The record is from RefSeq and is a predicted model, not a curated record. Gene Ontology annotation, molecular function: peptide binding; zinc ion binding; metalloaminopeptidase activity. Gene Ontology annotation, cellular component: cytoplasm; membrane.